Molecule: messenger RNA, 5232 nt
Organism: Mesorhabditis spiculigera
Lineage: Eukaryota; Metazoa; Nematoda; Chromadorea; Rhabditida; Rhabditidae
Source: the annotation of a GenBank genome assembly
AUGCGGAAGCCGACGGAUGUCGGCCAGCACCCCCUUGAGCCCACCACCAACUCGAAGGUGACCCCGGGAGCCGCAGGGCUCGACGAGCUCGACUGGAGCCAACCGGACAUUGAAAUCAAGAAACGGGAAUGGAUCCAGGCGACGUUCCAUCGACGUGAGUGCGCCAAGUUCAUCCCGACGAACAAGGACCCGGAGAAAUGCGGCUGCGGACGUCAGCGAGCCGUUCACCACGACCUAACCAACCUGAUGACCAAAUUUCUGGAGUACCCCCCGCCAUUCCAGAGCCAAGAGGCGCAGAAGCUGUUCAGGGCCGCCGACGCGUUGAAGGAGGAGGGAGAGGAGGAUACGGAGAGAGCAGACAGAGAGUUCCUCAAGCCAGAACCGGAACCGGAAAAGCGACCGAAACGCGUCAACGAGCGCUGGAGCAUCCGGAAGCACGCGCUGGCCCUGCCGACGGACGCCUACGGACAGAUCGAGUUCCAAGGUGCCGCUCACCCGUAUCGUGCUCAAUACCUGCGGCUCGGGUUCGACGCGGACCCGGCGGACGUGAUGGCGAUGCUGGACCGGAUCUGGGAUAUCCAGCCGCCGAAGCUGAUCAUUACUGUGAAUGGGGGGACGUCGAAUUUUGACCUGCAACCAAAACUCUCGCGCGUCUUCCGGAAGGGCCUGCUAAAAGCCGCCAAGACCACCGGUGCCUGGAUCAUCACCAACGGCGUCGACACGGGCGUCGUGCGGCACGUCGCGGCUGCUCUCGAAGGCUCCGGCUCGAGCUCCCGCUCAAAAAUCGUCUGCAUCGGGAUCACUUCCUGGGGCACGCUGAAGAAGCGGGAGGACUUUUUGGGAUUGGAUAAAGAAGUGCCCUACCAUCCGCACUCCUUCCACGCGCGCAGCCGGACGUCGGUGCUGAACAAUCGGCACUCGUAUUUUUUGCUGGUUGACAACGGCACCGUCAACCGCUUCGGUGCGGACGUCAUGCUACGACGCCGCCUGGAGAUGUACAUCGCGCAGAAGCGCAAGAUUUUCGAGCAGCGCUCGGUGCCCGUGGUGUCUGUCGUCCUCGAGGGCGGCGCGUGUACGGUCCGUACAGUGAUGGACUACAUUACAAAUGUUCCACGCGUCCCUGUCGUGAUUUGCGACGGUUCUGGACGAGCCGCCGACCUGCUCGCCUUUGCUCAUCUACACAUUGGCGAUGAUGGCAAAUUUGCCGAACAUGUUCGUCUCCAGCUCCUAUCCCUCAUCCAGCGCACCUUCGCCUUCGACGAGCAAGCGGCCGAGAAGGUGCUCCGCGAGUUGAGCAUCUGCGCGCAGCAGAAGGAUCUGAUUACGGUAUUCCGCCUCGGGGAGAAGCAAGGGAAGCACGACGUCGACUACGCCAUCCUGACGGCCCUUCUGAAGGGGCAGAACUUAUCCGGGCCCGACCAGCUCGCCCUGGCGCUUGCCUGGAAUCGUGUGGACAUCGCUAAAAGUGACAUCUUUGGCGUGGAGCAGCAGCAUGCCUGGACCCAGCAGGCCCUGCACAACGCCAUGAUGGAGGCGUUGACCUACGAUCGAGUCGAUUUCGUUCGUCUCCUCAUCCAGAAUGGCGUCAGCAUGCACAAAUUUUUGGAUAUGGGCCGGUUGGAGGAGCUUUACAAUACGGACAAAGGCCCCGCAAAUACGCUUUACUACAUCGUGCGCGACGUCGUCAAGCUGCGCAAGAAGAAUUACCACUUUGAACUCCCCGCCAUCGGGAUGGUCAUCGAGAAGCUGAUGGGCAAUGCCUACCGCUCCAGCUACACGUCUAGCAGCUUCCUGAAGAAGUACCAGAUCUACGCGCAGAAACGGAGGGACUUGGCGGCUAGUCAGAAGAACAUGGGAAAGUCGCGGAACGCGAGUACGAUCCUUAGCCGGCAGCCGACGGAAGCGGUUUUGCAGAUUCCGACCCUCGCCAACGCCGAGCAGCAGCUCUCUGAGACGAUGGUGUCGGCGCUGUCCGGCAGUCGAGCACUCUCAAAUCAUAUCUUGUGGCGAUCGGCUUUCCGGAAUAAUCAACCAAACGGCCCUCAACCCAUGCGUCCACCCAACCUCCUCGAAACCAAGGACCCUCUCGGUGAUGACGACGACCUAUCCACGACCGGAGCCUCUUCCGACAAGGCCGGCGACGAGUUCCGGUACCCGUUUUCCGAGCUGCUCCUCUGGGCGGUGCUCACGAAGCGGCAGGAGAUGGCCAUGUGCAUGUGGGAGCACGGGGAGGAGGCCUUGGCCAAGGCCCUGGUGGCUUCACGGCUUUACAAGAGCCUGGCCAAGGAGGCAGCUGAGGACUACUUGGAGGUGGAGAUCUGCGAGGAGCUGCGGAAAUAUGCAGAAGAAUUCCGAGUGUUGUCCCUUGAACUGCUUGACCACAUCUACACUCAGGACGAUGCGAUUGCGCUACAGCUGCUCACCUACGAGCUGCGCCAGUGGGGCCACGAAACCUGCCUCUCGCUGGCCGUCAUCGUCAACAACAAGCAGUUCUUGGCACACCCGUGCUGCCAAAUACUGCUCGCCGACCUGUGGCACGGAGGGCUGAGGAUGAGGAGCCACUCGAACGCCAAAGUGCUGAUGGGCUUAUUUUUGCCGGCCACCAUCCCGACGCUUGAGUUCAAGACAAAGGAAGAGCUGCUGCUCCAACCCCAGACGGCCGCUGAACAUGAGCACGACAUGAACGACACCUUGUCGUCCAGCUCAUCCUCAUCCUCCGAAGACUCGUCCAGCGGCUCGGAAAACACCGACAGCGAGGAUGACAUGCCCCAUUUACCGCACCAUAAACGAACAGCGCACAGCAGCAUGCAGUCGAUAAAUACGGUCGGGUUGGGCAGCCUGUUCCACCGAAACCACAAGAAGAAGCCGUCGCGGGUGGUGAAGGAGCGAGACGAUCCGGUGGCGUCGAUUGAGGCCGGGAUGGCGAAUGGGAGAUAUGAGAUGAAGUCUGUCAGCGCCCAACCGGAAGUGAAGGACCGAAGCCCGGAGAAGAGUUGGUGGAACUGGUGGGGAAGCGAAGAACCCAAGAAACGCAAGCCAAAACCGGUGGAAACCAGCGAGGGAGCCACCGGCCGUAAGCCGUGGAUGGUCAGGGGCGUACAGAAAAUGCGCAAAAUCAAAUUCCGACGCCGUCUCUACGAAUUCUACGCGGCACCGAUCACCACCUUCUGGUCGUGGGCCAUCGCGUUCUGCUUCUUCCUCGCCGCGCUCACCUAUGUGUUGCUGAUCAAAACGCCGCCAAAACCCACCUGGCUCGAGUGGCUACUGACCGCCUACGUCGUGUCGUUCGGUAUGGAGCACACCAGGAAGUUCAUCAUGAUGGACAUCGAGCCGUUCACGCAAAAGUGCAAGUACUUCUUCGCCAGCUACUGGAAUACGGUAACGACGGCCGCAUUGUUCACCUACGUCAUCGGCUUCGCGCUACGGACGGCUGGAGGACCCUGGGGCCGCGUUAUUUUGGCUUGCAAUGCGGUGCUAUGGGUGAUGAAGCUGCUCGAUUACAUGAGCGUUCACCCGAAGCUCGGUCCCUACAUCACGAUGGCUGGCAGAAUGAUCCAAAGCAUGGUGUACGUGAUCGUGAUGUUGUGCGUCUCCCUGCUGGCCUUUGGACUGGCUCGUCAAUCGAUCACCUACCCAAAUGAGGAGUGGCACCCGCUGUUGUUGAGGAACAUCUUCUACAAGCCGUACUUCAUGCUGUACGGAGAGGUGUACGCUGAUGAGAUUGACCAGUGCGGAGAUGAUGCCUGGGAUCAACACCUCGAAGACGGCACCUCCCUGUGGCAGUACACCGGCAACAACACGUCGAACUGCGUCCCCGGCCACUGGAUCCCGCCCAUCAUCAUGACCUUCUUCCUCCUCAUCGCCAACGUGCUGUUGAUGAGCAUGCUGAUCGCCACGUUCAAUCACAUUUUCGACCAAACCGAGGAGUUCUCGCAGCAGAUCUGGCUCUUCCAGCGCUACAGACAGGUGAUGGAGUACGAGUCGACGCCCUUCUUCCCGCCGCCGCUCACCUUCUUCUGGCACCUGUGGAUGCUGCUCAAAUAUGUGAGGUGGAGGUGGUGCCGGAAGAGGCGGAAUCUCCCGUCGUCGGUGGAUGACGAGAAGGACGUCUUCGACUUCUCGCUCAAGCUGUUUUUGAAGGCUGAUCAGGUCGAAAAACUGCACGACUUCGAGGAGGACUGCAUGGAGGAGCUGGGCCGGCUGAAAGAUCACGCGCGGAACAGCAGCAACGAUCGGCUGAUUUUUAGGACGUCUGAGAGGACCGAUCUGAUGCUCGCCAGGAUUAACGACAUGGCGGCGAAGGACCAGGUGCAUCGAGAAGAUAUGAGAGGGAUGGAGGCGCGGGUGGAGAUGAUGGAGGGGGAGAUUGGCGAACUCAAGGACAUGAUCCGCCAGCUGACCACCUCGCUGCCGUUGGUCAUCAUCCAGGCCCUGCAGGGCGGCCAACGUGCCGCUGGCCUAUCACCCGCCCAUUCCUUCAUCAUCCCCGGGCUCAAGGAGAGCAUCACCCAAGAUGAGGCCCCCCAGUCGGCCGGUGUACAAAGUACGACCACGCAUCCGCUCCUGCUCGAACGCGAGGGGAGCACGAGGGCGAGGAAGAGGACUACGACGUACUCGGGACCAUCCCUCAACAUCGAUGCAGAUUCUGGUCUCCUCUCCCCGGCACUUCACGAUCCCUUUAAAGUCGGCUCUCUCUCGAACCUGGGGCCCACCCAGCCGCUCUUCAACGUGAACAGCUCGAACCUGCCGAGGAGGGACACGAUCAGCAUGUCGUUCCGGCGGCGCCAUCACGACGAAUACACCACCAUCACCGACUCGAUCAGCCUGGCCGCCGACUUGAGGAAGCGGGACAGCGACGAUGAGAUGACAGGCGGAGCCAUCACCGAAGAAGACGAGACGAAACACUCCUUCGACGAUAGCCAGCUGAGCAUCCCGCAGGUCCAACUCCCGAGACGGCCAAAGCUGUCCUCAUCGCAUCACCCCGGCUCUAUGACUGAGCUCGAAAACAAUGGCGUCAUGGCGGACUGCGAGCUGACGGAGCUGGAGCGCGAUCGGGACAGCGAGAUGGAUCUUCCGCACACCUCGAGGCAUCGUAAAAAGGGAAUCUCGCGGAGCAGCGAUGAGAAUGAGGGAAUCCACGUCGUUACCCAUCUCGAUUCCGACGAAAGCCUCACAAAGUCCCCGGAUCGCCCUCCGAAUCAACCAUCCGUUUUCCGACACCGCACCGUUGAC